AUGCAAAGGCGCAACCUCAUGCCGGCAUUUGCCUUUCGUCACAUAAAAGACUUAUACCCCGUGUUUUGGCGAAAAGCCCGUGAAGUCGUGCAGGCAAUGUCUGCCACAGCCAAUAGCGAUGGCAUUGCCACGUUGGAUGCGCUGGACUGGGCAAACCGCUGCACUUUGGACAUUAUCGGACUUGCUGGCAUGGGCGUCGACUUUGGAUCUAUCCAGGACCCGACGAAUCCCCUCGCAACAACGUACAAGUCCCUCACGGGCACGCAGGGCCAGGCCAGUCUGCUCGGGAUCCUCCUGAUUCUCCUGCCAGCGUGGCUGGUCAACCGCAUACCACUGAGGAGCAACAACGUCAUCAACAACGCCAACCGAACCAUCCGCAACGUCUGCAGAGAACUCAUCCGGGACAAGAAGUGCAGGAUGGCCAACAAGGAUCGCACAGAUGUCGACAUCCUGUCCGUUGCGUUGGAGAGUGGCCUCUUCAGCGACGAGAACCUUGUCGACCAACUCAUGACCUUCCUCGCCGCGGGUCACGACACCACCGCCUCGGCAUUGACGUGGGCAACGUACGCCUUGUCGUGCUACCCGGAUGUCCAGACCCGUCUGCGCGACGAAGUCCGCGAGCGGCUGCCCCGGCUUGACGCAGACGCGGACAUCACCUCGGCUGACAUUGACAAAAUGCCCUACUUGAACGCCGUGUGCAACGAGGUCCUGCGCUUCUUCUCCCCUGUGCCGCGAACCUCCCGCGAGGCCGUCGAGGACACUACCGUCCAGGGAUACCCCAUCCCCAAGGGUUCAGUCAUCUUGCUGUCGCCCUGGGCCACAAAUGUCGAUCAGAAUCUCUGGGGCGGUGAUGCGUUGGAGUUUAAGCCCGAGAGAUGGCUGGCCAAGGAUGCGGUGGACACCAAGAGCGCGAGCAGCGGCGGCGCGAGCUGCGUGUAUGCGUUUUUGACGUUUUUGCACGGGCCCAGGAGCUGUAUCGGAGCAAGUUUUGCAAAGUCUGAGUUUGCCUGUCUUUUGGCCGCGUGGGUGGGAAGGUUUGAGUUUGCCUUGGUCAAUGACGAGAUGAGGGAGAGGGAAAAGUUGGUCGUACGGUACGGGGUUACUGCACGGCCAAAGGGGGGUUUGCCCGUCAGGGCGAGGGUUGUGCCCGGGUUUUGA
Molecule: messenger RNA, 1158 nt
Organism: Metarhizium acridum CQMa 102
Lineage: Eukaryota; Fungi; Ascomycota; Sordariomycetes; Hypocreales; Clavicipitaceae
Molecular function (GO): oxidoreductase activity, acting on paired donors, with incorporation or reduction of molecular oxygen; iron ion binding; heme binding
Source: RefSeq, a predicted model, not a curated record